AUGGGCGGUGUCAGUGGUGCCGGAGCUCUUGGCGGCGCAUCCGCUGGCGAGCACGGUGCGAGCAUUAUAGGUCCAGGAGACAGCAUUAGCGACGACAACAGGAGAGUUCUGGAAUGGAUUGCCCAAGUUCUAAGAGCAGACACACGCGAAGCAGCUUUGCUAGAGCUCAGCAAGAAGAGAGAACAAGUGCCGGAGCUCGCGCUCAUAUUAUGGCAUUCCUUUGGCGUCAUGACGUCCCUCCUCCAGGAGAUCAUCUCGGUCUAUCCACUACUCAACCCCAGCCAGCUCACAGCCGCCGCAUCUAAUAGGGUUUGCAAUGCGCUCGCCCUGCUCCAAUGCGUUGCUAGCCACAGCGAGACCAGAGGCCUUUUCCUGAACGCGCAUAUCCCUCUAUUCCUCUAUCCAUUCCUAAACACUACCUCCAAAUCGCGGCCCUUCGAGUACCUUCGCCUCACUUCUCUCGGCGUCAUUGGAGCCCUGGUCAAGAACGACAGUUCCGAUGUGAUCAACUUCUUGCUGACCACGGAGAUUAUACCGCUCUGUCUACGAAUCAUGGAGACCGGGUCAGAGCUCAGCAAGACUGUGGCAAUCUUCAUUGUGCAAAAGAUCCUCCUGGACGACAUGGGUCUUCAAUACAUCUGCCAGACAUACGAGCGCUUCUAUGCUGUGGGAACUGUGCUUAGUAACAUGGUCACUCAGCUCGUGGAUCAGCAAACGGUCAGACUGCUGAAGCAUGUCGUGAGAUGCUUCCUCCGGCUUUCGGACAAUGCCCGCGCUCGCGAGGCGCUACGGCAAUGUCUUCCCGAACCACUUCGAGAUGCCACGUUCUCGCCAGUCUUGCGAGACGAUGCAGCUACUAAGCGUUGCCUAGCACAACUGCUCCUGGCUUUGUCCGACCAGGCUGAGAACCCAAUGUCUGGAUCAUAUAACAACCAUCAAAAUCUGAUUCACUCCGUCUCUUGAGGGAGAGGUUGUGGAUCGAUGAACCCAGGGCAGCUGAGAAUUCGGAACCUCGGAGAAGCUCGAAAUCGGGCUUGAUAUGUUCCAGCGUGGACUAGCACAUUUGGCUCUUAAAAGUUUCAAGCGAGGACCGGUGACAGUGCGGACAGCUUUACGAUUAUUCUUUGACAUGUUCGGAGCCCAACCAAACUGGAUCGGCGUUCGUAGACAGGAAAGUGUGCUUUAUCUGGGAAAGGGAAUGGGAGGAAGAGAGACGCCUGAUGCAUAUUCACAACUGGGCAUGGCCACUUAUACCCCCUGCAACGCUGCCUCAUCUCUAUUUGAUGCGGCGUUGCGUGCACGGCUUUGCGACACUACUACUACGACUACUACCUUGAGCAUAGCGGGAGGCGUUCUGUUUUAUUUUCCUUUCGCGGUCAAUAUCGAUUGAGCGGGCUGUAGAACUAACUAUACGGGACUUUCGACAAAAAGAGGAUCAAGACGUCUAGGGAAAUGAUCGGUUUUGCGACCUUGAGACAUGUAGAUAUGAAUGCGGCUUCGUUGCUUCUCUUAUCGAUGAAUGGAUCGCUGGGCGUAGAGUCGCCUCGCUGGGUUGAGUGUAUUUUUGGGCAGAAGGACAAAAAGCCAUUCUUUACUUGACCAAAGACUGUCUCAGAAAAUAUCUGCCUUUUAUGACUUGUAGAAAGCGAUGUGAGUCCUGCACAGAACAUCGCAAUACAGUGUCUGCCACGCGAUUAUGUGAGCCAUCUACUUGUCCGGCACAGCCCUUGUUCUGAUAAGUAAAACGAUCGCCUAGUUCUCUUCCUCGACUCGCAUUGCCCAAAUUUCCUUCCAACGCCCUUGAGUUCAUUUCGACUCGCUUUUGUGCCUGACAUACUCGUGGUGUCGCCCAGUGUGUCAGUUCGGUGUUAAGGUACCGAAGUCUUGCGGACGCGCACGCCUUUAUGAAGGUCAUGGUGCGCCGCUGCAGCGUCUGUUGAUGCAUUUUGACAAGAUGAAAUCAGAUUUCUAUUGCAUAUGUUUUCGUCUGGCCUACUUCGCCAGGAAUGGAGAAAGUUCGAUGAUGGCGAUCACGUUGGCCUGCUUAUGCCUGCCAGUUUGAUGGAUCGUCGACAUAUUCGUCUUGGAGCGCGCCAAAUCGAGAUGUUUUCUUCUGCGGCUGAGCUGUCUUGCUCGCUGAAACGGCAGUACUCGGGACUGGGGUGGCGUCGCCAUUCUGGGUAGUCUUGUUCUUGACUUUCUUGGUCUUUACCUCGCUCCAGCCAGAUUCGUGGUUGGACUCUUCCAACGCUCGCGACAGAUCAUCGUCGCCGGAUCCAACAUUGUCUGUAGUUGAGGUAGCCGCAGUGCUGAUACCAGCAUUUGAUGAACUGUUUGAUUCGACAUCGAAGGUGUCCAGUAAAGAGGCCUGAUUGCUAGAGGAAGCAACCUCUGUGUCUCUGGCUGCGUUCUGCUCGGCCCAAGCAUUCUUCGCUGGGGCGGACGAAGUGGUAACCCCGUUUCUUGCUGGCUCGCCUCUGGCUUCACGAGCAAUUCGUCGUUGUUGCUCCAUGAGUCUCUUCUGCUCUGCAUCAGCCUGUGCACGAGCUGCUUGUUCGGCCUCUUUUCUUUGCCGAUUCUGGCGUGCUUUCUUCGUCUCCUCCUGUGCCUCUUUCUUUGGCUUAUUCGUCUUUUCCUUGACAGGCUUUGUCGGAGCUGUGAUGCGUAAUGAGUUUGGGCCGGAAGCUGCUGGCUCAAUCAUAUCAGCGACGCCGCUUGUCUGAAGCGCUGUUGAGGCAGCGGAUGCCCGACUGUCAUCUUCGGGUUGAGAAGAUGGCUCGAAGACUGGAGUGGGAGCAUCGAUUGCCUGGCUGUUCUUGGCCUUGACGGUCUUUACGCGAGCCUCCGUCUUGUUUGUUUUCUUCAGAUCGGUGCCCUC
Messenger RNA from Pseudocercospora fijiensis CIRAD86, 2878 nucleotides. RefSeq lists its product as uncharacterized. Gene Ontology annotation, cellular component: CCR4-NOT core complex; CCR4-NOT complex; P-body. The coding region runs from base 1 to 963 and encodes 320 amino acids. The record is from RefSeq and is a predicted model, not a curated record. The transcript is spliced from 4 exons. Gene Ontology annotation, biological process: negative regulation of translation; mRNA catabolic process. NCBI's taxonomy places the organism in Eukaryota, Fungi, Ascomycota, Dothideomycetes, Mycosphaerellales, Mycosphaerellaceae.